UACUCUAUGAAAUGUAUUAUAGUUCAUGUAUGCUUGUUUUAACUCUAUGAUUUUGUAAUAAUACGUGUUUUUGGUCUGAAAUCUAAAAAUGGACGGUUCAGACGACUUACUUCAAUCAGACCAAUCCUCCACAGAACUGACGCCGGACGAGAUCGAAAUUCUAAGUUUACUUCCGGACUCUUUAGAACAGUAUUUGUUUAAUCAAGAAUCCCCUCCUACUUUGGAUCUUUUUGAAUUAGACGUAAAUCCAAAUAUGAAUUUGUUCAAUCCUCUGCUAAGCCUAGACACCGAUCCCGUUGUACAACACGGCGGUGUUUUAAACAACCCACCGGCGGCAUGUACCGAGGCUGAUCCUGACAACACAGACCACCCCGCCGGUAAUGAUACUCCGCAACCGUCCGUAUCAGGUAACGUCGACCCUACUACACAGACUCGAUUAAGCCGUACAGACGUUGACAGGUUGAUUCGCGAGGGUGGGGACGUUAACGGAUAUCAUGCUUUACCACAACCUCGUUUCAAUAGCGUGACAUUGAGAAGGACUACGAAUAUGAGAGAGAUUAACUCUACAGAUUUGGCCUCUUACCACGCCCGCUUACACAACAUGCUUACUGGAAUUGUGAAUUUCGCUAGGGAAUUUGACACAAAUUCUCCGGUGAUCAAUAUCACAUUGAUGGCUCCCAGUUUACAGAUGCCCGUUAGUGGGAUUUUAACCCAUAGUAAUAAUUACAAUGUGAUUGGGUUUAUGGAUCAAAUUGAAAAAGUUUUACAGAGCAACGACCGGUUACUAUCUGACCAAACCGUAGAAUUUGAAGCUUCCCUAGCCAUGAACAGACAAGGCGGCGGUCGACGUCGGAAACUCACGGACUUGGCUGUUGAUGAGGUGAUCAAAAGGAAAAAGACGAGCUUAUUUUGCCCGAUCAAUAUUUCAAAUAAUUUGUGCUUCUCCAUCUGCCUCGCCCGUUUUCUUAACCCCCAACACCCUGAGAGCGAUUUAGAAAAACUGACUACCGUCAUCCAAAACAGCGUCGGCUUCUCAAUCCAAGACCCAAUCGGUCUCUGCGACAUAGCCUCGUUUGAACGAGCGCUAGACAUUAAAAUCGUCAUAUUUCACAGAUGUUUGAAUGCGUUCCUCGGUUCAACAUAUGUGUGUCCAUUUUGCUACAAAUCCUACACCAACCCUAGACACCAUCGAUGUAAGCACGCCUGCAACAUCUGUUUCGACGCGGAAUGUUACAGGUUCCAAGCGAGAAUCAUACAUUGCCCCGAUUGUUUGCGUUACUGUAAAUCGGCUUAUUGUUUCGAAAUGCAUUAAAAAAAAACACCUCCCGGUCAGGAAUACCCCGCCUGUGAUAUGAUCAAAUACUGCAGACGUUACAGCGUUAAACCGGGCAACGAGAAAACCAAACACAUAUGCUCACCAGACAAAUGUAUGCAUUGUCGAGAGCCUCUGACGGACGAUGGAGCACAUCAAUGUUUCAUACAACCUCUAGAGCUCAAGGAACCGUGUGAGAAAUAUAUUUUUUAUGAUUUUGAAACGCUUUCAAAAACGGACGCCACGAGGCUAAUUUUGUUUGUGCCAUUUUUUUUAUUUUUAUUUGACCUUUAUUUAACCAGGAAAAUCUCUCUGAGAUUAAAAUCUCUUUCAUAGGAGAGUCCUGGCCAAGAAUGGACAGCAGUUACAGUCACACUUACAGAUUAAAACAACAAAUGUACAAUUUAAAACACUUAAAAACAAUUGCAAAUCAAUGAGUCUUCUUCGAAUGACCGAAUAAUAGAUUUAAAAUGUUCCAUAGGCAACAAAGUUUGUAAUUUCAAUUUUGUUUGGAGUAAAUUCCAUUCAAAUGGAGCUGCGUACAAAAAAGCCCUUUUUCCCAAUUCAGUUCUCACAAAUGGGACAGAGAGAGUAAAACAAUUAUCAGACCGGAGGGAAUAUUUCCCAACACUUUUCUUUUGAAUUAGACAACCUAAAUAUGAAGGCAACAACCCCAGAAUAGUUUUAUAAAUGAUUAAGUAAAAAUGAAUUUUCCUUCUAAUAGACAAAGAUGGCCAGGAUACUCUAUUAUACAAUAUACAAUGAUGAGUUAAAGGUUUACUAUCUGAUAUAAAUCUUAAAGCGCUGUGAUAAACAGCAUCCAAAGAAGAAAGAAGCUGAGAAGAAGCAAAUUGAUAAACCACAUCACCAUAAUCGAGUACAGGCAGGAAAGUAGCAGAAACUAACCUCUUUCUUACAUUAAAUGAAAAACAGAACUUAUUUCUAAAAUAAAACCCAAGCUUUACUUUUAACUGUUUUGUUAAUUUAGUUAUAUGAGACCCAAAAGAUAAUUUAUCAUCGAUAGUGAUACCAAGAUAUUUAUAAUCUUUCACUAACUCAAUCACAUUACCUUGCAAAGUCUGAAGAGGAAUUAGAUUGUCUACCGGCUUUUUUCGAGCUUGAGAAUAACAUGAUUUUAGUUUUAUCAGCAUUCAGAACAAGUUUUAGUGUAUGAAGCCGUGACUGAAAAACAUCAAAUGCUGCUUGAAUCAAGGCUUGCUGUUUUGAAGGUGCACCACAAUACAUAACAGUGUCAUUUGCGUAAAAAUGUAAAUUAACGUCUUGAUUACCAUGGUCAAUACUGUUUAUGUAGAUAGUAAAUAAAAGAGGCCCUAACACGGAUCCUUGAGGAACUCCUGCCAUGACAUUCAAAGGUCAGAAAUGUACCGCCUACGGCACGGACUGCAUCGCUAAGCUAAUCAAACGCUUCAGACAACCCCGAUACAAAGGCUAAUGCUUCAUCGCUCAUUAUGCCUCCAGAUUUGACGCCUUUCUCAUUCUGGAGUAUUUUUGCAAAGCGGGGAUCGUGCUCGAGGUCAUAAUGCAAGGGUGCAAACUACUCCUGAUGUACGACGACGCAUUUGCCCAACGAUACAUCGAUAGCUUUUUCCCAUUCGCUCUCGCCAAAAUGCCCGCGGCGUUAGACUUGACGACGACUGAAAAAGGCUAUUUCCCCCAUCUUUUCAACAGGGUGGAAAAUGAGAACUACGUCGGACCGUACCCUGACAAAAAGUUCUACAACUACGAGAACAUGUCGGAUAAAGACCAAGAAAAGUUUGACGCGUGGUACAGCACGGUCAAGGGCGAGCUCUUUAACUUCAGGAAAGAACUGUACGACUACGGCGUUAACGACGUCGUGUUAUUGCGUGAAGGUUGCAUGAAGCACAGGGCGUCAUUCCUACACUGCACCCAACUCGACCCUUUUGGGUUCACGACGAUCGCCAGCUGCGCAAUGGGGGUCUUCAAAACACAUUAUCUCGCCAGAAACAUGCUCGCCCUGACGCAUAACAAGGCGUACAUCCAUCAGAAUAAGUCCUACUCAAGCGGUUCGAUCCAAUGGCUCAAGUAUAUAAAAAAUGGAAUCGGAUGAAAAAGACUGAUCCCUCCGUGAUAGAAUUUAUGGCCGAUUAUUCCGCCUCUGAGAGAUUGAAUCCGCGCGAAACGCUCUUUGGAGGUCGCACCAACUCCUAUAAGCUAUACCACAAAGUGAGCGGCGAUGAGAAAAUAACAUAUCUGGAUUUCACCAGUCUGUAACCUUUCUGUCAGGCCAGGAAAAGCUACCCGAUCGGAGACCCCGAAAUCAUUUUUGUAGAUUUCGAACCGAUUGAAAAUUAUUACGGACUUAUCAAAUCCACCGUGUACCCUCCCCGCAACUUACUGCGGAAAGGAAGUACAACUUACUUUCCGCUCGAACGGAAAACUGACUUUUCCGCUAUGUAGAACCUGCUCUCAAGACCAAAACCAGACCUCGAGCUGUACCCACACGGACCAGGAAAGAUCGCUCUCGGGCUGUUGGGUCAGUAUCGAGCUUUUAAAAGCCAUCGAGAAGGGCUAUGUGGUAGCCAAGAUAGACAAUGUUUGGCAUUUUCCACAACGGUCAGACACGUUGUUUGCCGAAUACGUAAAAACCUUCUUAUGUUUGAAACAACAAGCUUCGGGCUACCCUCCGAACGUCGUCACGGAUGCGGAGAAAGAGGCUUACAUUCGUGACUAUUUUGAAAAAGAGGGUAUUCAACUCGACCCGGAAAAAAUCAAGUACAACGCCGCCCAAAGGGCGAUCACUAAACUAAUUCUGAAUAGUUUGUGGGGACGCUUCUCUUUAAGACCGAACUUACCUCAAACGAUUCUGGUGCGCGAGCCCGAAGAUUUCACCAGAAUCGUUUUUGGCAACACCGACACCUUGUCCUAUUUCUCAUUCGUCUCAGACGACGUAGCUCUAGUCCAGCAUAAACCCGACAAGGACAAUGUUUGCAAGGCGCGCGACAUCAAUGUUUUUGUAGGCGCUUUCACUACAGCGCACGCCCGACUGGAAUCGUAGGAAGUGAUGGAUAGACUAGGCGUACGAUGGCUAUACUCUGACACCGACAGCGUCAUAUUCGUGUCUAGGGACGGCGACUGGGAGCCUCCUUUUGGUGAUCAUUUAGGGGAGCUGACGAGCGAAUUGGACCCCGACGAUCAUAUAACGACCUUCUGUGCCAGUGGUCCCAAAUCAUACGCUUUCGAGACGGUCAAAGGUAAAGUCUCCAUGAAAGCUAAGGGCAUAACUCUGAAUGCUAAAAAAUCCAAAGCUAUCUGUCUCGAAUCCCUGAUUGGUCUGGUUGACAGCUAUGUGACGUCUCACGAUAGAUCCAAAUACAUCCUGGCUCAGAUGGAAAACAUUGUGAGGGAUAAAAAGACUUUAACAUUACAAAACAAAUCAGUCGUUAAAAGGUUUAAGGUCGUCUGCGAUAAACGUCGGCUUUUAAGCGAUUAUACCACGCUUCCUUACGGCUACUGAUCAGAUGGCGAUGCACAGAGGGUCUCAGGUUGUGUCCGAUUUUGAUUUCAGACUUCAACACCCUUUCAGCUGCGUUGUAUCUGGACCGUCCAAUUCUGGAAAGUCUUAUUUUGUGAAACUUUAGUUGGAAAAAGGUUUGAAUAUAAUUUCGAAGAAAAUUGAAAACAUUGUUUGGUUGUAAGAUUGUUGGCAAACUUUGUACGAUGAUUUACUUCAAUUGUAUGACAUUAAAUAUAUAUUAUACAGGGAAUACCCCAGAGUCUGAAUGAUGAUGAUUUACUGCCUGUUACCACCGCCAACCUUCUCGUCGUCGACGAUCUCAUGGAACAAGCUAGCGCUAACGUCGAACUGCAGCGCGUGUUCACUCAAUACUGUCACCAUCGUAAUCUCAGUUCUAUUUACAUAGUGCAAAAUUUAUUCGCGCAGGGAAAGUCGAGUCGAACCAUCAGCUUAAACGCCAAUUAAAUGAUCCUGUUUAAAAAUCCUCGGGACCUCCAUCAAGUGGCGAUGCUAGGUCGUCAAAUGUACCCCGGAAACACAAAAUACUUUAUGGAGUGUUAUCACAACGCGGUCGACCGACCUUUCAGCUAUCUAAUGAUAGACUAUAAAGUGAAAACUCCGGAGCAGUACCGUCUCAGAACAGGAUUGCUUUCAGACCGUUUUUUCGGGUUUAUAUCCCUAAAAAAAGAAGAGCGUGAUCACCAUGUCCGCCAGGCUUUGUAAGCAUCUGCCGGUGUUAAAAAAUGUUACAUAAAGCCACUCCUAAACAACGACGCCUUCUUUUACAAUCGGCGUCCGACGAAUUCAUUAUAGCGCUCUGCGAAGUGGCUCUAAACAUCCUCUACGGCAUCAUUCCGGUGAGCAGGCAACAGUACCAAAAACUGAAAAAGAGAAAAGUCGAUAUUAAAUUUGUAGCCGAUAAAAAAAAAAUCGGCAUAGCGGCCAAGAAACGAGUCUUCAACCAGAAGGGAGGGUUACUGCUACCGCUCCUCAGCGUCGCCGUGACGUUUCUCACCAGCUUGAUAGCGAAUCGUUAGGAUGGAGUAUGCCGAAAAGAUGUAUUUAGUCCCUCACCAUCAACUGGAUAAGCUCAAGAGUGAAAAUGCUCGCGAGAACAUUCAACAGACCGUGGAGAGCGAUUUGGACACCGCCAUAAGAAAUAUUUUACGCCACGACGAUUUGAAUCCUUACGAAAAAGUCAAACUUUACAGCCAAACCCUGGACAGGUUUUUGAACGUCGUUAAACAAGGGGAUCGUUAGAGCGGUGUUUUAACGCUUUCGUUACCCGAUCUUGAUCCCGGUCAUAAAGACGAAUCGCCGACUACCACUAACGUCGAAGACGGUAAAGCCGAGGAGGCUGUCGUCGCCGAAGUUCUGAAGAACGUGCUGUCAAGAAGCGUGAAAAACAGCAGAUACAUAUUAGACAAGAUGUCUAAAGCUAAAGGACUAAGCUCGUGGAACGAAUCCGGGGAGUUUGUGUUCAGGGAUAAAUCCGUACAAGGUUCGCACAUGGUCGAUUUGUUAAAAAAUGUUACGGCCCCGCAAAACGUUAGGGAUGAACGGAGACCUCCGGGAUGGUCGGAGUUUCUACGCGCCUUUGGCGAAUUAAACAUCCCUUUUUCUACGGUGCCAAGCCAACAGGUCAGACGUACGAUUAACUCUAUAGAAUAAACCCGUAGAACCCCCAUCACCGUCUGUUAGACCUUAUAAAAGAAAAAUAAAAGGGAGAAGAUAUUCACCUCCCUCGGGUCCAGAUUUUGAAGACUCGCAGUUUAAAUCGCCGACUAUCGACCUACGGCAAUGGCUUGAAAUGUAAUGACUCCUUAGAUUUUGCACGAGCAUUAAUUUGUAUCUUAUGAUUAAAUAAAUAAAAGACGAUAAGAAAAAUAUAAUGGUUUAAGCUUUUUUAUUUAUACGUCAAACAUGUCUGCACACAAUGAACGCACGAUAACAUUUUAUCAUUACAAACAUGCAGUCUCAAACUCUUCACAAAGAGGGACACCAUUUUAUCAUUUUUAAUAUAAUCAUCGUUGUAUAGUUUCAUCACGUGGUUAUAGUCGCGACCUCUGGCUAGAUGAUAUAGAAAAAACACACAGUGCUGUCCGCAGGUAUCCGAUGAAUAAUCCUGGACGCGUCUGUCGGAGUAUAAUACGUCAACGUCGUUGACGUCUAGAAAGUUAAUGAUGCUGAUU
Messenger RNA from Carassius auratus (goldfish), 7000 nucleotides. RefSeq lists its product as uncharacterized. NCBI's taxonomy places the organism in Eukaryota, Metazoa, Chordata, Actinopteri, Cypriniformes, Cyprinidae. The transcript is spliced from 2 exons. The coding region runs from base 89 to 1312 and encodes 407 amino acids. The record is from RefSeq and is a predicted model, not a curated record.